Acanthosepion pharaonis is the source of this 924-nucleotide messenger RNA. Lineage: Eukaryota; Metazoa; Mollusca; Cephalopoda; Sepiida; Sepiidae. The record is from the annotation of a GenBank genome assembly.
AUGUUGGAUCGGCCGACACAAGAAGAAUAUAAGUUUUCAUUAAAAUUCAAAAGUCGACUUAUACACGAAUAUAUACUCUCUCUUUUUCAGUUCCCUUUUCUUUCACUCUUUCUUUCUUCUUUCUUUUCUUUCUUUCCCACCUCUCUUCCUUCCUUUCUUUCAUUUUCUUUUCUCUCUCUCUCUCUCUCUCUCUCUCUCCGCGUUCCAUUUUUCUUCUUCUCUCUCUUUUUGCUUAUUCUUCCCUUACCCACUUAUCUAUUCACGUCUUCUAACGAAAUUUUUGACUUUUUGACUAGCUCAAUGAUUUCUGCAACACCUUUUCCCACCAUCUCUCUCCCUCAAACCACCUUUUCCCCUCCCUUCUCUCUCCCUCCACCACUCUCUCCCCUCUCUAUCUCUUCCUCCCCGUUUCUCUUCCCUCUCUCUAAUCCAACCCUAUCUUCUUCUUCUUCUUCUUCUUCUUCUUCUUCUUCUUCUUCUUCUUCUUCUUCUUCUGUCAGCCAUUUUAGGGUUUCCUUCUCAGCGCUUGCAAUGAUGCUUGAUAUGCGGGCGGAUUUGCGAAAGAUAAAGUCCGCAGCCCAAAUGUCAAAUUUCCUUAUUUCCUUGUCUCUUUCCUUCCUUCCUUCCCUCCUUCCUUCCUUCCUUCCUCAAAUCUUUCAUCAUUUAUUUUCAUUUUUAUCCAUAUAUUCCAGAAGUUUUUAUUGUAUUUUUCUUUUUUCGUUAUGUUCUUUAUGUAUUUAUCUCUUUUACAAUUUCUUUCUUUCUUUCUCCUUUUUCCUUCCUUUCUUCGUCAGUUUUGACUUUCCUUUUGGCUAUAUGCAUUUAUUGGCUAUAUUCAUUAUUCUUUAUUUAUCCAUCCAUCCAUUCUUUCAUUCUUUUUAUUCUUUUUUUCCUCCAUUCUUUUUUCAUUCGUUUAUUCUUUAG